This is a messenger RNA of Rhodotorula graminis WP1, 437 nucleotides long. RefSeq lists its product as uncharacterized. The transcript has 4 exons. The coding region runs from base 4 to 360 and encodes 118 amino acids. The record is from RefSeq and is a predicted model, not a curated record. NCBI's taxonomy places the organism in Eukaryota, Fungi, Basidiomycota, Microbotryomycetes, Sporidiobolales, Sporidiobolaceae. Gene Ontology annotation, biological process: proton transmembrane transport. Gene Ontology annotation, cellular component: proton-transporting V-type ATPase, V1 domain; fungal-type vacuole membrane. Gene Ontology annotation, molecular function: proton-transporting ATPase activity, rotational mechanism.
GCCAUGACGACCCAGUACAAGGACCGAACGCUCAUAGCGACCAUCGGUGACGAGGACACUGUCACCGGCCUCCUCCUUGCCGGGACUGGGCACCUCGAGCGAGGCAAGAAGAACUUUGUCGUCGUCGACUCGAAGACGCCUCAAUCGACCAUCGAGGCCGCCUUUGCCGAGUUCACCGAGCGCAGCGACAUCGCCAUCCUCCUCAUCAACCAGCACGUGGCCGACCAGAUUCGGCCGCUCGUGGAGAAGUACACGCAGGCGUUUCCGGCCCUCCUCGAGAUCCCGAGCAAGGAUCACCCGUACGACCCGUCAAAGGACUCGGUUCUGAAGGCUGUGCGCAAGCUGUUCGGCGACGCCUAGACCCUCCUCUCUCGCUCUCCCCCUCUCGCUGUCAUACCCCCCUCGUCGUCCUGCAGUGUAUCUCUUUCUGCGCUCUC